Molecule: messenger RNA, 2976 nt
Organism: Acinonyx jubatus (cheetah)
Lineage: Eukaryota; Metazoa; Chordata; Mammalia; Carnivora; Felidae
Gene: CTSK
Product: cathepsin K
Exons: 8
Coding region: 1398-2390 (330 amino acids)
Biological process (GO): immune response
Cellular component (GO): lysosome
Molecular function (GO): cysteine-type endopeptidase activity
Source: RefSeq, a predicted model, not a curated record
AAUCAUAAGGCCUCUGAUCACUCAGCACUCCUUAGUUGUCCUCCUGAUCCUGACUCACUGAGUAAAAUCAUCAGGGACAUCUGACCAUGAGAUGGGGGUUGGGAAAUUGCCCAUGUCCUUCAGAGCAGACAAAGAUGAGACUUGAGACCGGUAUGGCACAUCAGAUUCCUUCCCCAAGUAUCUCUUGCUCUCCUGGAAUAAAAGGAAUUAGGGAUGGGGAAAUUUAAACUAUGCAGGUCUGGACUUGGUUUCCCUCUAGGAUCAUGUGGUUCAUUACCAAAUCUUAAAACUUACAGGCAUAAACCUGUGUUCUUGAGGGUCUAUAUGCAAUCCAGCUAGAAACUGAAUCUAUCCUAUGUAUUUUCUGUUCCAAGAACCGUCUUUUCCUCUUCCUCCGCCUCUGUUUAUGGAAGAAAAUGGAAUUUGGGGAUGUGGCUUAGGGACUGAACUAGACUCUUAUGAUCUGUCACAUGCCUGGAUGUUGGGGGAAUCAUUUGGAGAAGCUCAUAUGACUGGUCCUGGAUUGGGGAUUUUAAUAAUUGAAACAUAAUGUUCAGGCAUCCUACCAUCUGAAAGUUUUAGCAACAAAGAAGUCACAUGUGAGUUUGUCAGUGCUAUGCACUGAUUCAAGUGCUGUCAUUAAUAACGAGGAGGGCUGGUUUGGGUUACUUUCAGAACCAGCUUCAUCUGGGUGUUCUGGGCAUAUCCUUCCUCAGGAAAACCGUAUUAGGCUGGAAGAGGUAUUGACAACUUUUAGCCAACAAACUUAUAACAUACAAAUGAUUUUUGAGCCUGUGGUUUCCAUUACACUCUUUUCUAGUCUUUCAUGUUUAUUCCCUCAUUCUUGCUGGAUGUCUGACCCUCAGGUCAGACAGAAAUUUGAAAACUGAGGUUUCGAAGUUGGAGAGAUAACAGGAAAAGGGCAGGAAAAGAUGUAGUCCCUAAUACCAUAAAUUCUAUGUAAUAAAGAAAGAUGGAGAAGAUCAGGGCUGUGUCCUAUUAACCAUCAAAGUGAAGGUAAGCCCCAGCUUGAAUAAAUGUGUAUGGAAGUCUUCUUGCCCUCAAAGACAGUCAUGAGAAACUACCCAGCAACUUUCCACUUUGGUGCACACACUUGACAUGCACACAAAAACACUGCAAAUCCACCGCUUCCUUCCCUCUCCGACCCUGCUUCUCUCAGCAUUUCUUUCCCCGCCUCCCUCCCCUAUUCAAAUUUUCCAGCCAACAGCUGGAACUGACUUCCGCAAUCCUAAUGGAAUAAAUCCAGCACCCCUAGUCAUCCGCCCACAUUAUCCACACUUCCCCGUCGAAAGGAGCCCGGAGCACAGAACCCCAUCAGCAGGCUGUGAACCCCUUGGCACACAGAAGAACUUCCCCUAAUUAUCCCCUUUCCCAGGAUGUGGGGACUCAAGAUUCUACUGCUGCUGCCCACAGCGACCUUUGCUCUAUAUCCUGAGGCCAUACUGGACACACAAUGGGAGCUAUGGAAGAAGACCUAUGGGAAGCAGUAUAACAACAAGGUGGAUGAAAUCUCCCGGCGUUUAAUAUGGGAAAAAAAUUUGAAGCAUAUUUCCAUCCAUAAUCUUGAGGCCUCUCUUGGUGUCCACACAUAUGAACUGGCCAUGAACCACUUGGGGGACAUGACCAGUGAAGAGGUGGUUCAGAAGAUGACUGGACUCAAAGUACCCCCCUCUCGUUCCCGCAGCAAUGACACCCUCUAUAUCCCAGACUGGGAGAGCAGAGCCCCAGACUCCAUUGAUUAUCGAAAGAAAGGAUAUGUUACUCCUGUCAAAAACCAGGGUCAGUGUGGUUCCUGUUGGGCUUUUAGCUCUGUGGGUGCCCUGGAGGGCCAACUCAAGAAGAAAACUGGCAAACUCUUAAAUCUGAGUCCCCAGAACCUUGUGGAUUGUGUUUCUGAGAAUGAUGGCUGCGGAGGGGGCUACAUGACCAAUGCCUUCCAGUAUGUGCAGAAAAACAGGGGCAUUGACUCUGAAGAUGCCUACCCGUAUGUGGGACAGGAUGAAAGUUGUAUGUACAACCCAACAGGCAAGGCAGCUAAGUGCAGAGGGUAUAGAGAGAUCCCUGAGGGGAACGAGAAAGCCCUGAAGAGGGCAGUGGCCCGAGUGGGACCCAUCUCUGUGGCCAUUGAUGCAAGCCUGACCUCCUUCCAGUUUUACAGCAAAGGUGUGUACUACGAUGAAAACUGUAAUAGCGAUAAUCUGAACCAUGCGGUUUUGGCAGUGGGAUAUGGGAUCCAGAAAGGAAACAAGCACUGGAUAAUUAAAAACAGCUGGGGAGAAAACUGGGGAAACAAAGGCUAUAUCCUCAUGGCUCGGAAUAAGAACAACGCUUGUGGCAUUGCCAACCUGGCCAGUUUCCCCAAGAUGUGACUUCAGCCAGCCAACCUCAUCCUGCUUUUCCAUUCCUUCUAUGAUGGUGCAACAUACUGAUGUACUUUGGAAGGGAGUUGGUGUGCCUGUCUUGAAGCAGAUGUAGCAAUAUAGAAAUUGUCCAAUCAGUUUCCCGGUUUGUUUGUGCUUUGAGUGACACUCCUACUACUUUCCCUCCCUCCACCCAAGGCCUUUAUUUUUCAUUGUGGCCACAGUAGCAAUUUUCCUAACAAGUGUACCUUCCUCAGCUAAGAGAUAUGACCACAGCCUGCUCUGACUGUUGUCGGGCUGAUGCUGUGCAAAUAGUCUGAGGCUAGAGAUCUUUAGAUAGAUUCUUAUUCACAGGGACUAGUUUGCUUUAACCAUCUAGAGUACUAAGGUGACCUGACGUCUCAGUCUCCAAAUUCACUUCUUCUGUAUCCAGAAGGUAGAAAUUUCUACGUUUUCCACCCCAAUUCAUAAAUAUAUUCAUAAAUCUUUGGUACAAGUUUAUGUGAUAUUAGAAAUAUGCCUUCUUUGCAUUUUUAAAGUAAACCAAGUAUUUAUCUGUCUCUAAUUUAAUAAAUACCUAUUUAGUAAAUAUUCA